AUGCCUCCCAAAAGAAUUGUUGUCGAGCGAGGCAGCCCUCGCUCCCGCCAGCCCAAGGGCUACUUCAGAUCCACCUACGAUGCCCUGACCUCCUCCGAGAAUGCGCCCGUCGUCCGCAGCAUUGUCGUCUUCGGUGCUGCCGUGACCUUCCUCUCGAGCUCCUGGGGCGAGUUCCUUCUUCCUCCGUGA
Molecule: messenger RNA, 189 nt
Organism: Colletotrichum higginsianum IMI 349063
Lineage: Eukaryota; Fungi; Ascomycota; Sordariomycetes; Glomerellales; Glomerellaceae
Exons: 2
Coding region: 1-189 (62 amino acids)
Source: RefSeq, a predicted model, not a curated record